CGGCGCGCGAGCUGCGCAUCAUGAACGGCAAGGAGGCGGACGGAGCGGCGCGAGGGACGCCGGCCUGCCUCGAGGGCCUCCCGCCGCUGCCCAAGAGCCUGAGCGGCCUGCUGAACUCGAGCGGCGGCUCGUGGCGCGACAUGGAGCGCGUGUACGCCAAGAAGACCAUGAUCCAGCACGAGCUGAGCCGCGCGCGCAGCAGCGCGGACGGGCCGCGGGCGGGGAAGCCCGCGAGCCUCGACGCCGCCUUGGCGCUCCUCCGGAAAGAGAUGGUGGGCUUGCGGCAGCAGGACAUGUCGCUGCUCUGUCAGCUCUGGUCCCUUCACGAGUCCAUCCAGGAGUACAAGGGAAGCUGCCAGGACCUUUCGGCCGGCUCGAUUGCGGACGGACUUUACGGGCUGGACAACGGGUACUUCGACGAGGACGAGGAGUAUUACCCGGAGUCCGGCGCCAGCCCGACCGAGACGCCGGACGGGAGCGAAACGGCGCCGCGAAACGGGACGUCCAAGGACGUGUGGCUGCAGGAGUCUUUUCACAUCACGAUAUGAUGGACGGCCGUGCUGGGGCCGACCUGCAGCCUGCAGGCCAAAUGCUGUCCUUACGUGGACGAAGCAGUUAUACUUUUAUGCUAUGCUGGCGUUUUUUUGUUUGUUUUUUUCCUACAGAAAAUAUAAACCAAGAUUAUUUAUUAUAUAAUGCAACAGUAUGGUAUGUUUUAAUAGAUGUAAGAUUUUCUAUGGCUUGUUUUUAUGCAGUGAAGCACAUCUCUUAAUACUCACGUUUACACUAAAAAUGUUUUGAAUAUCUCUCUGCUGACCGACAUGUGGAGGUCGGUGAUGUUGGGUAGGAUCCUUAAUUCACAGAAGUCGGAUAAUUCUCAGAGCGCCUUAAUCCUUUAUAUUUGAGUCAGAUGUGCUAGAUUAGGGGUGGAGUUAAUCCCUGCAGGGUGGUAGGAACUAGUGGGGGUUGUAGUCAGUUGGUAGCGUCAGUCCAGUAAUACAUUUACAUUUAUUUAUAUGCUAUGUGCUACACUAUGGGUUUAAAAAAUGUGAAUUGAUGCAAUGCUGGAUAUACUACCUAUAAUUCUCAAACGCAUAAUCCAGGGUCUGGCCAAAAAAAAUGGUUCCUUGACUUGUUCAUGCCAGGUCGCACUGGUGUUCAGCGGUGAUCAGGAUGGCCUUGCAUCGGCGUGGCGGUGCUUUCCUCCAUGUAGUUGAUGUACGUGAGCGUUUAUAACUUCUGCUUGGUAAAGUUAUUUCUGAUGAAACCACAGAUAAGUGUCACAGACAGCCCUGUUCAGACAGAGUUUUGAAUUGGAAGAAAAUGUGAGUGAGUUUGUGGCUGUGGUUUUUGGUUUUUUUUAAAUCGUGGCAUGGUUCUCAUACGCACCCUGCCCGGUUACAUCACACUGUAGAGGUACAUUAUACAUUUCAUAAUGCUAUUCAGGUGGAUAGUGAAUUUUUGCCUUUUUCUAAGAGGUGUUCCAGUCUGUAUAAUAAUUAACCUAUUUAGAAAUAACAGUAUUAUAAAGUUUUGUUUUAUUUUUUAUUUUUUUAUGUGCAUGCUAAUAUGGCGGGGGGUGGCUAAUGUUCAGUCUUCCAGUUUUCAGGGACUAAUCAGCUCCCUAUAUUGGGACAUUCUGGGGACUCUUGUUUACGCUUAAGGAGAUUGAACGGGUUGGUUCAUCAUGUUUCGGACGAGCUGAUCAGAGAUCAGGCACACAGACCAAAGAGGCAAGCUGCAUAUUGCCAACACUCAUUCGGGACAUUAUAGAUGUUUCUGGAAGUUUUUUUUAUUUUCCUGGUUGGUCUGGCAUUGUGUAUUUUGUUACUGGUCUGAAUAGUCAGUGUGUGUGCUGGUGAGUGGUAAUUUAGAUGAAAUGUCCAGUCUGUAACUAUAAGGCCUGUAACAAGUUUACUGACCAAGGGCCCUCUGGAUGUUGGUAUCGUAUGUGUCUUGGCGGGUGAUGAUGUAUUUAAAUAGUCUACAGCAUCACUGUAGCAGUCAAAGUGCAUAGGCGGGGUGGCCUACACCAGACAAGAGUGUGUCUUAAUUCUAAAGCACUUUUGCAGAAGGAUCUAUAGGAGUAAGUCACUUAAAUUGUCAUUUUGGAUUCUCUACAGUUCGAUCAUGUAGUGUAUGAUUGUGCUGCAAAAUUGUUGCUUUUUUACCUAGUGCUACAUUACCCAAAAACCACCCAGUGUUUCUCUGUCCAGCUCAGUCUGAACGCCCACAUUGUAAUCUCCUGGGUUUGUCAUCUCGUUGAGGUCUCUUGGGUGAAACUCUAUCACACCCCCCACCCUGCUGGUGGCAAGCUGUGUUCCUCCGGGGCCUUUUCAUGUGCUGCUGGUAAACGCUUUUACAGGAUGAAUGCCAUUACUGGUUUCUGUCUGUUUACUUCCAUUUCUUCAUCGAAGGCUUUGAAUUUCUUUUGUUUAGAAAGCAACUGAAUGCUAAAAACCUUUAGCUUAUGCAAAGUAAAGUUUGUAUGUCUGCAUCAUACAGAACGACCUUACUACUGUACGUUUUGGAGGACCGUUUUUGUAUGCCUUUUGUAUAUGCAACAACUAUUAAAGCGAUCAUUCAAAUA
Molecule: messenger RNA, 2590 nt
Organism: Electrophorus electricus (electric eel)
Lineage: Eukaryota; Metazoa; Chordata; Actinopteri; Gymnotiformes; Gymnotidae
Gene: fam89a
Product: family with sequence similarity 89 member A
Source: RefSeq, a predicted model, not a curated record